Molecule: messenger RNA, 468 nt
Organism: Tetrahymena thermophila SB210
Lineage: Eukaryota; Ciliophora; Oligohymenophorea; Hymenostomatida; Tetrahymenidae
Product: transcription factor BTF3a
Exons: 3
Cellular component (GO): cytosol; nascent polypeptide-associated complex
Source: RefSeq, a predicted model, not a curated record
AUGAAUCAAGAAGUCUUAGAAGCCAGAAAGAAAUUAUAAGAAAAGAUUGGUGACUCCAGAACCGGUGGUAAGGGUACCCAAAGAAGAAAGGUCAAGAAGGUUACCAAGACCCAAAUUACUGAUGACAAGAAGCUCAAGACCGUCAUCAAGAAGUUCGGUGUCCAACCUUUCUAAGGUAUUGAUGAAGUCAACAUGUUCAAGGACGACAAGACCAUCUUACACUUCGAUAGACCCGAAGUCUUGGCCUCCAUCCAAAACAACACCUUCGUCGUUAUCGGCAAGAGCGAAACCAAGAACGUCAAGGACUUAUUACCCGAUAUCUUACAACACCUCGGACCCAAGUAACUCGGUGACUUGAAGGACUUAUUGGCCUCCAUGGGUGGUGAAAAGAAGGAAAAGGCUGGUGAUGAUGAAGAAAUCCCCACUCUUGAAUCCAACUUCGAAGAAGCUACCAAGAAGGUUGAUUGA